AUGGCACCAGAAUCUGCCUUUGGUGAGGUCCUCAGACUGCUUCCACUCAUGGCAGAAGGUGAAGGGGAUUCAGCCUGUGCAGAGAUCACAUGGACAUUUGGGUGUUAUAUGAAGACAAAUGGGCUGAAUGUUACCUUGACUGCCCUUAAGUUUCAAGUCAUCAUGCAAAUUCUGGAAAGGUUAGAAUGGCGCCAGGAAACAAGCCAGGAAGGGACCGUGGAUCCAGAAGCAGGUAAGAUCCUGAGGGAAGCGGGCAGGGAAAGCCCUGGGGAGGUAGUCUGUCUGUACCUAGUGUUCAAGGCAUGGCAGGAUGUGAAGGUGCAUGGGCAGGCAGGGAGUUGGCAGAAAGCAUCAGGAAAGGCAUGGGUUGGGGAGAAGACAAGGUGUGACUUAAUUGUAAGACCUCAAACUAUCAAACUACUAGAAGAACACAUAGCGGAAAAACUCUAUGACAUUGGAGCAAGAUUCAUUGGAAUUAAUAUCCAAAAUAUAAAGGGGCUAAAACAACUCAAUAGUGGGGAAAGCCCUUUUGCGGGUGGCGGCGAGCUCAGAGAGGACGCCCUGAAGGUAGGGCACUUAAGAGAGUACAAGGUGGUGGGUCGCUACCUGCCCACCCCCAAAUGCCACACACCGCCCCUCUACCGCAUGCAAAUGUUUGCGCCUAAUCGUGUCGUCGCCAAGUCCAGCUUCCGGUACUUCGUAUCUCAGUUAAAGAAGAUGAAGAAGUUUUCAGGGGAGAUUGCCUACUCCGGGCGGGUGUUUGGGAAGUCCCCUCUGUGGGUGAAGAACUCCCGCAUCUGGCUGCGCUGUGACUCCCUGAGCGGCACCCACAACCUGUAUCAGGAAUACCAGGACCUGACCACGGCGGGUGCUGUCACCCAGUGCUACCGAGUCAUGGGCGCUCGGCACUGCGCCCAGGCCCACUCCACCCAGAUCAUGAAGGUGGAGGAGAUCGCAGCCCGCAAGUGCCGCCGGCCAUCCGUCAAGCAGUUCCACGACUCUAAGGUCAAGUUCCCGCUGCCCCACCCGGUCCUGCGCCAUCAGCACAAGCCACGCUUCACCACCAAGAGGCCCAACACCUUCUUCUAGAUGCAGGGCCCUUGCCCAGGUAUGCCCCAAAU
Molecule: messenger RNA, 1121 nt
Organism: Symphalangus syndactylus (siamang)
Lineage: Eukaryota; Metazoa; Chordata; Mammalia; Primates; Hylobatidae
Biological process (GO): translation
Cellular component (GO): ribosome
Molecular function (GO): structural constituent of ribosome
Source: RefSeq, a predicted model, not a curated record